CCUUGGGGACCUUCUACAAUGAGCUCAGUCCAGGGUGGGCCAGGCCCAGGCUGCCAGGCUGCUUCCGGGAACCCUGAGCCAUGGCCUCAAGUGCUGUUGAUCAAUAACACCCUCUAGUCUACAUGUCCAAAUGUCUUGAUGUCUGCUCCGUACAUGACCACAGCCUGAGUCUGCGUCUGACCGAAGACGCUUCAAGCUGGUUCGUGUUGCAGUCUAACGGGGCCAAGACUGACAGGGAGCUGGGGGAGAUGGGCGAGUCCCCGAGGUCCCAAAAAGCUUCCUUCCUUCCCUCAUCAGUCCAAGACUGGCUGACUGGCCCAGCAAGCCCAGCAAGCCCAGCAAGCCCAGUCAAUAUUGCCACCCGUAACCCAUCUCCCCCCGCGCCGCUGGUUCGCCCUCCUCCACCACCACGUCGGGCAUUGAGCGGCGCACGCUGCCCAGGGCUGCCCAGGUCUGCCGGGCUGCAAGGGCUGCCAGGGCUGCCAGGCAUUUGGCAUGUCAUGAAUCAACCCACCGUCCAGCCGUCAAGCCGUCAAGCUGUCCUGCCGUCCCUUGAUGAGUCGCGCCGUCGCCUGGGCCUGCUGGGCGGGCUGCUUGGGCUGGCUGAGCAGACGAAACGCACAAUGCCUGCACACGCACGCGCACCUUGUUCUCGUGUCAGAUUGACCAUGGAGACCUCAGACCGUGACUGACGAGGACAGAGCCAUGAGCAGUGUGGUCUUAAACACGCAUCCAUCAUUGGCCCUUCGCCUGCCCGUCUGGAACUCACGGCCUCCAAUGGCCUCCGAUGGCCUGACCUGCCACCUGCGAGGGCUUGCUGCCAACACGACACCACAGUCGCCCACCCUGCCUGCCAGGCAUGCCCUUCACAUUUCACAACGAGACGCGUCCGCAUGUCCAUGUCUCCUCGCCCGGCACCUGGCAAUUAAUUAAAUGGGACAACCGCGUUUGGGCACUACCUCCGCUCCGCGCCUGAGCCACAGCCAAGGACAACCGUUAGAUGGCACAGUGUGCAGGCGCCAGCCCUCCAAGACCGCGAGGGAGGGUGGGCCACGUCAAGAUCGCUGAGAAAAGCCGCUCCCGCGCGCGGUGUUGCACAGACCCGGAGACAGUGUUGUCCCCGCAAUCGCCACGGUCCAUUACAUCUCGACCUUCACGCUGGGGUAAGACGACCCGGUGACGCCCCGACGCCCCGCCUUCCGAACCACUGUCCUGUGAAGGGACCUGGAUUAAAUUACCGUCUACCUAGGGCUGCUAGGCUGCUAGGCUGCCAGGCCGCCUGGCUGCUAGGGACUCCGUCGUCGACACCAUCUCGUCGAGACAACGCCUGACAUCAUCUGCCACCCUACGUGACCGACCGGAACGCCUACCCAGGGAGCCAGCCAGAGCACGGCAGGGUGUGGCCCGUCGCCGUUGUGGACUGCUGGUUGAACAGCAGAACGGCUGGCAGUCUGGUAGUCUGGCUGUCACUUGGGCAGUCGGGGUGGACAGGCAAGACAGGCUGCCCCGCCCCUCUCCUGUGGAAUGCUUUCGCCUAGAACCCGCCGAGGCCACCUGCUAGGUUUAAAGGAAGUGCUCCGUGCUAGCUAUGCCGUGCCUCGCCCCAGCUCGCUUACCGUAGUUGGCCGUCUUUGGGUGGCUGCACGCGGCAGCGAUCUCACUCAGGGUCCCCUCCCCAGUGCGCUGGCGUGCCCGUACUGCCCUGGCAUCCAGGACUGUCAGGCAACCCGGCAUCCUCGAGGCCUGUCUUGCCUGUCUAUCUGCACAGCACACUAGUGAGCAGUUGGCCACCGCAACCAAGGGCGCAAGCGUUUAGAUCCCUGCAGCUUUCUCGGGAAACUGGCAUCAGCAACAUGCACGCCAGGCACUCUAUCUGAGCAGACGACCACAGGAAUGGCAAUGGCUAGGCUGCAGGGCCCGCCAGCUGGCACCUGCUGGCACGGAAACGCAAGGGAUUCGACCUUUUUUUGGUUUCGUGAACAAGCACACCAUGACAAACGGGGCAAAGGGCUUGGUGGGCAGAUGGGCUGACUGCGAGUUGGCUUGGCAGUUGGCAGGCAGGUACUGUGUAGGCAGGUCCGUAAGUAGGGCGUCUGCAUGGGCUGGCUAUCUGCAGCUCUGCGGUCGACCCCUUGUCGAUGUCCAAAUCCAUAACUUUACUUUCACCGUGUGUAUUUCUAGACUCUGGCUGGAUAAGCCGUAAAUGAUCACAGCCCUCGAGUCAGCCUCUGGACCUUGUUUCGGGCUCAGCUUUCGAGGAUUCCGCGACCCUCCCCCCCCCCCGAGGGUGAGGAGGUGGGCGUGGAGGAGACUUCAGACCUAACGCGGCCAGGGCGGCGCCGUAGGUGAUGCUUCUGUUGUGUGUACAAGUGUGCUGUUUCACAGGACCUCCGCCUGCUCAAUGCUCCGGGGCGUGCAGACGCACCACUGGCCAGCACUGGCCAGCACUGGCCAAAGCUGAGGGAGAAAGGCGUAGCUAGCCCCGCUCAUCCUGUCAUCCCACAGGGACGGAUUAGACCAGCAAGGGAUCGCCAGUGUUGC
This is a messenger RNA of Diaporthe batatas, 2541 nucleotides long. RefSeq lists its product as uncharacterized. Lineage: Eukaryota; Fungi; Ascomycota; Sordariomycetes; Diaporthales; Diaporthaceae. The coding region runs from base 123 to 692 and encodes 189 amino acids. The record is from RefSeq and is a predicted model, not a curated record. The transcript has 2 exons.